Molecule: messenger RNA, 788 nt
Organism: Macaca mulatta (Rhesus monkey)
Lineage: Eukaryota; Metazoa; Chordata; Mammalia; Primates; Cercopithecidae
Source: RefSeq, a predicted model, not a curated record
GCCUGAUGGGGAGUGGCAGUGGGCGCCUCGCUUGACCAGGAGCACAGUGGACACCCUGCCGGAUCCAGAGGGCUGGAAGUCAGCCGCGGGUCUGUGCCAGCGGCAAACAGCAGUGGUGAACUGCGAGCGAGAGCUCAGCUCGACCAGGAGAGCGUGCAGUUGUAAGAUUUAAUAGAGUGAAAACAGAGCUCCCAUACAAAGGAGAGUGCUUCACAUCAUCCUGCCCGACCACCACUGAAGCAAGUAAUGGGCAGCCAUGGAAUAACUUUAAACAAUCUAUUGCGUCUGCAGACAUGGAUUUCAACCAGCUGGAAGCAUUCUUGACUGCUCAAACCAAAAAGCAAGGUGGGAUCACAUCUGACCAAGCUGCUGUCAUUUCCAAAUUCUGGAAGAGCCACAAGACAAAAAUCCGUGAGAGCCUCAUGAACCAGAGCCGCUGGAAUAGCGGGCUUCGGGGCCUGAGCUGGAGAGUUGAUGGCAAGUCUCAGUCAAGGCAUUCAGCUCAAAUACACACGCCUGUUGCCAUUAUAGAGCUGGAAUUAGGCAAAUAUGGACAGGAAUCUGAAUUUCUGUGUUUGGAAUUUGAUGAGGUCAAAGUCAACCAAAUUCUGAAGACACUGUCAGAGGUAGAAGAAAGUAUCAGCACACUGAUCAGCCAGCCUAACUGAAGAUGACGUAUGAAGGAGUUGGAGUUGUUGAAACCAAGGUGUUCAUGAUCCCUCCCUGCUGACCUUUUUUAAAAAAAUUCUUGUGCCUGCAUUGGUAUUAAAUCCUCGCAUUCAAUCUUC